AUGUGCAGCAGUAGCUACGCGGCAGCAGCAAGCAGCAACAGUCUAGCAACGGCGAGCAGGCCGGCGUGCGCGCGUGCGAGCAAGCAUCAACAGCGACCUGCCGCGCUCCGGCCGGCAAACGCGGCACCACCCCGCUCCCUCGUGCUCGACCGAGCUGGUCGACUGCCCCUCCUCCGGCCGCGCGUCCAUCCGGCUCCUCCCUCCGCGUCCUCGCCCCGCCUCGGCCAGGUCCCUGCCCACCAUCUCCGUCUCUGCCGCGGCCCGCCCGGCCGGCGCCGCGGGCCUCCUCUCCGUCGGGCCGGCAUCCCACCGCGCAGAGCAUCCUCGCCCCUCAUGGCAGCGUACAGGUUGCGUGCUUGGCGUUGGUGGCCUUCUUCGAUGCAUGCUCCACAGCGGCGGCUUCCCCUCCAGGAGCGCUCUCGACGGCGUCGGCCUCCCCUCCCGGACGUGCUCGACGGCCCCGGGGCUCCGCUUGGCGGCGGCCUUCCCGUGGCGCUGCUCGCAGCGGCCUCCCCGCGGCGUGUUGGAGCUAAUCUUGUUAUUGGUGUCAAAUUGACAUCGCGCUCCAUCGAUCCGCCGCCGCACCGCCUCAGCUUCAGCGAGGCGCCGAGCUCGAGCGCGUCGCCCCCGGUGCCGCAGUUCGACCCGGGAAACUACGUGGAGGACGAGGACAUUCCGAUGCUCGCCGCCAAGCUCAAGCACGCCGCGCCCACGCCGAUGGCCGGCGACUUCGUCCCCGACUCCGUCCUAGGCACCGUCACGAAGCUGGUGGAGGACCAGACCCACCGCGAUGCUGACAAGAAGGCGGAAUGGCUCCGCGAGCAGGCGAUGCAGGAUGCCUGCUACAUCGAGGUCGACUACUCCGACUCUGGAUUCUAUGGUCUUAUUAAGCAUGCGUUAAUUUUAUGCGCAAUUGAUUGCCGCAACAACGCCCCUUCUUCCAUCUAUUCUGAGCACGAGAAAAACACGUUUCCAUCUUCGAAGCUGCUGUUGGACCUCGUCUGCCCCUUGGCGCUGCGACUGAUCGUUCACUUCAUCCUUUCCCGGCGGCCAGCUGCUAGUACUGACAACGUCCCCAUUGUCCGUCCUCGCCACUUCACUACUCCACCGCUGGGCCUGAUUGACCUCGCCCGUUCCUCCUCGGCACCGCUGCUCCUGUCUACUUCAGUUGGCCGCCACAAUGCGCCGCCGCGUUCCUCCUUAGCACUACCUUCCUCGGCACCUCUGCUCCUGCCUCCGUCAGUUGGCCGCCGCAAUGCGUCACCGCAUUCCUCCUUGGCACCACCUCCCUCGGCACCUCUGCUCCUGCCUCCGUCAGUUGGCCGCCACAAUGCGCCACCGCGUUCCUCCUUGGCACCACCUCCCUCGGCACCUUUGCUCCUGUCUCCGUCGGUUGGCCGCAACAAUGCACGGCAGCGUUCUGCACUUCGUGGCCAACUCCUCGUAGAGGUAUUUGCUGCAUAUUCUGACUUUCCCUUCAGGGGCACCAUUACUAUCAUGGAUGGGACUGCUUCCAACUGUAUCUACAACCGUCCGGGUCGGGAUGCGGAUGCAGAUUUCUAUUCGCAAAAAAAUGAGUGGUUAACAACACACGCCGACGACUCCGAAUUCAAGAGUAAGCUGCGGCUCACUGGACCAGGCUGUUCCAUCUCGGCGUAUUGGGGCUUCAGCAUCAUAGCCUUUUUCCCCGGGAUAGAUGAGGAGUACACAGCAUGCUAUGAUUCGCCUGAUGACUAUCGUAGCAUGCUCAACCAUCCCGACACCAUAACCAUCACAACAAACAUGGGCUCCCUGUACGUGACGUGUGCGGUGCUAAGUGACGCCGUGCAGGCUAAUCUCAAGCUCAUUGUGCGCCUGCCCUUUUUGUAUGUUUUUGCCGACAUGUAUGGUCAUGUUAUGGCGUACAUCGGCACAUUUCAGAUUGGUACCACAAUCUACAGUAGAGAAGACAAAGAUUCGGAGGAUCUCACCGACUAUCAAGAUGGAGAAGAAUUCGGCCCGAAACUUUGCCUUCCGUUGGACCAAUCUCUCCUUGCGGUACCAAUUGGAUCAUGUUUGCAUAUAAAGGGAGAGCUCGUAUUGACUGGAUCACAAAUAAUAUCUAUCAAUUAUUCUAUCCCAACUCAAAGUCACUUCUUCGAGACUGGCUGGGAAGAGGACGAAGAAGAAGCCUUCUUCGAAACUGGCUGGGAUGAGGACGAAGAAUGUCACUUCUUGGAGACCCUCUGGGACGAGGACGAAGACGCUCAAUUCAAAGUCCAGACCGCUAUACGUUUAAAUCUUAGAUCUGUAGAGGUGGAGAUAUAAAUUUGUUGUAAUAGCAUCUCCAUUCUGCUCUACGCUUGCAUCUUAGUAAUGUACGGAGAUGAAUUUGUUCUAA
This is a messenger RNA of Lolium perenne, 2380 nucleotides long. The record is from RefSeq and is a predicted model, not a curated record. NCBI's taxonomy places the organism in Eukaryota, Viridiplantae, Streptophyta, Magnoliopsida, Poales, Poaceae.